UGGACAUCACGGAAGCAAUUGACUUUGAACAUGAAACAUCGUCAUAAAAGGGACGGCAAUCACUAUUCGAGACUAGGUUAACAAGCCGCUACCAGAGCCAAAAAAUUGCUAUGUCUUGGAAGAACUGGUGGAGACCUUCAAUAUGUAGACAAGACCCACCCAGCGCCAGUAGUACGUCUUUAGACGGAGAAACGCGGACAUUGCGAUCUUUCGACUGCGAAUUGCCAGAUCCCGAUGCCGAUUCACAGCUAGAAGAAAAGGCGGAAAAUGCAGCAGUACGCGAUUUCGAUGUCAAAAGGGCCGAGCUACUAGGAAUAAGACGGCGACGCAUGUUGCACAGGACGGAACCACAGUCUACUUCCGAUACCUUUCCUCACGUUUGCCAAGGGGAAUCAUGGGACUGCGGUAUUGCAUGCAUUGAGAUGGUAUACUUGUGGUGCUGUCAAAGCUGUAGAGUUGACGCUUUUCCGCUGUCAGCAGUACGAGACUGGAUGGUUCGCUUUGCUUCGACACAAUCCAUUUGGACCGUGGACCUUGUCAUUCUUUUGCAAGGAUUAAAAGACAAACUGCAGCUUCCAAUUAACUUAUUGUUUUGUUCCGAUACGUUGCGAGUCAAUACAGCCUUGGCCGCUCUUGACUAUUAUCAAUCCACGUUCGACAAGGACCGGAAACGAGUCCAGCAUCGUUUGCAGGCCGUAUCCAAAAUGAAUAUUCCAGUUCAUCAAGGCGAGUUGCGAGUGGAUGAUCUCGUUGCAAUACUGUCGGAUGAUAAUGCUGUUGCCAUAGUUUUAGUCAACAAUGCAAUGCUAAUGGAUCAAGAUGUCCCUGGCCAGCUAGGUAGAGAAAGCUGUUAUACCGGGCAUUAUCUCGUUCUGUCGGGAGUUUCCAGCAAACCCCAACAUGUGACCGCGUGUCAUGAUGCCUGGAGGGAAAACAGCCCCAGCUGGUGCUUUAUAGCACACAACCCGGCGUCGGACGAAAAAGUCACUUUUCUAAAUCCAGUAACGCUGGAGCUGGCUUGGGACUCGAUAGGAACGGACCAUGAUAUAAUAUUCAUCGUGAAGUAAAUUAGAAUGCGACCAUAAUGGCUU
This is a messenger RNA of Phaeodactylum tricornutum CCAP 1055/1, 1091 nucleotides long. RefSeq lists its product with no specific name. Lineage: Eukaryota; Bacillariophyta; Bacillariophyceae; Surirellales; Neidiaceae. The transcript has a single exon. The coding region runs from base 111 to 1067 and encodes 318 amino acids. The record is from RefSeq and is a predicted model, not a curated record.